CAAAGUUACUAUCCAAAGUAGAAAGCAGAAACUCCACCAAGAAUCCAAAUCCACGUUUUGUAACUGAUUUCUGUAAAUUCUGUCCCGCUUGCACCAUUUCAAAUUUAAAACCCCAACGGUCGAAUUUUCGUUAAGUUCAAACAGUUUGGUCAUUCUAACAAUGGAGGAUACUAAUCAAUGGCGUCGCUAUGACCAUGACCCACUUCUUCUCACCGACGUUUCUUUGCAACAAGAAUCCUCUUCUUAUACUCGCUGUUCCAAUUCUCUUUCGCAAACAUCACUGAGCUCUCGGAGUUUGGCUAUGGAGGAUGUGCCCGUGUGUGGUGACAGUGCCAGUAUCGGAGGGCUGGGAAUUGCUGCUCCAGGAUUUUCUCGGGAAAAUGGAGGUUUGGAAGGGAACAGCAUGAAGUUCGAUGACCCAAUUGUGAAAGAUGUGUUUGAUGGAAGAUCUAUUUUGGGGUAUUCUCUAGCAUCCCCAGAUUUGGUUAUUUGUGGUGGCUCACCGGAUAUUGCUGGAAUUAGCUGUUGUGAUUCCCCUGAGUUUUUGAAGAACCAAUAUUACAAGAAUGUGGAGUCAUCUGUGGAGCUUUCUCUAGAGUAUGGAAUCAAGGGGUCUCAAGUUGAAGUUGACAAUGGCCCUAAGAUGCCAACUGUUAAAUUCUCCAACCUCUGUCAAACUUUUGAGCAAGAGGAAGAGCUUCUGAGCCCUGAAGCCUCCUUUGAACUUCUUCCACCCCUUCUAACCAAGGAUGAGGCACCCCAUGAUUCCCCUCCAAGAGAUGCUGAGAUGACAGAAGAUAAUGGAGUGUCUGAGGAGGCAGAAUUGGGGUUCUCAGAAGAUGCUGAUGAUAUUGGGGUAGAAGAGAAACUUAAAAGGCUGAAAAGAGACUUUGAGUGUCAGAGAAAGGAGCUGGCAGAAACAAGGAGGGAGUUAGGAGAGGUCAAGAAGGAGAAUCAACAGAAGAGUAAAGAGUGUCAAGAAGCUUGGAACUCCUUGAAAGAGCUUCAGAAUGAGCUAAUGCGCAAGUCCAUGCACGUAGGAUCUUUGGCAUUUGCCAUUGAGGGACAAGUGAAAGAGAAAAGUAGGUGGUUUUCGUCACUGAGAGAUUUAACAAGGAAAUUGAAGAUUUUGAAAAUGGAACACAUGAAGCUAUUAGAAGAAGCUGAGGAAAGCAAAAACUAUCAAGCAGAUAUGAAAGAAAUGGGGCAUAUUAUCAGGUCCAAAAUAAAUGAGCAACUGGAGUCCCUUGAAGAUCUCAAGUCCAAAUAUGCCGAAGGGGUUAAGGAACGGAAAGAGCUUUACAACAAGGUUUUGGAGUUGAGAGGAAACAUAAGGGUCUUUUGCCGUUGUAGGCCUCUCAAUGCUGAAGAGAUAGCCGCAGGAGCAACCAUGGCCUUAGAUUUUGAAUCUGCGAAAGAUGGUGAGCUAACUGUAAUGUCAAAUGGAGCUCCUAAAAAGACUUUCAAGUUCGAUGCUGUCUUUGAUCCCCAAGCUGAACAAGCUGAUAUUUUUGAAGACACAGCACCGUUUGCGACAUCAGUUUUAGAUGGAUUCAACGUAUGCAUUUUUGCAUAUGGACAGACUGGAACAGGAAAAACUUUCACAAUGGAGGGCAGUGAAGAGGCUCGAGGUGUAAACUUUAGGACUCUCGAAAAAAUGUUCGACAUAAUCAAGGAGAGACAGAAGUUUUAUUGUUAUGAUAUUUCAGUAAGUGUCUUAGAAGUGUACAAUGAGCAAAUAAGAGAUUUGCUGGUUGCAGGAAAUCAUCAAGGAUCAGCUGCAAAAAGACUUGAAAUAAGGCAAGCUAGUGAAGGAAUACAUCACAUUCCAGGGUUGGUUGAGGCACGUGUGAAUAAUAUGACUGAAGUCUGGGAAGUCCUACAAACUGGAAGCAAUGCAAGGGCAAUAAGCUCAACCAAUUCCAAUGAGCAUAGCAGUCGAUCACACUGCAUUCACUGUGUUAUGGUUAAGGGAGAGAAUUUGUUGAAUGGGGAAUGCACGAGAAGCAAGCUAUGGUUGGUGGAUCUAGCGGGCAGUGAACGAGUGGCAAAGACAGAAGUUCAUGGUGAUAGAUUGAAGGAGACACAGAAUAUUAACAGGUCUCUGUCUGCACUUGGUGAUGUCAUAUCAGCUCUUGCAACGAAAAGUUCACACAUCCCAUUCAGGAACUCUAAGCUUACACACUUGUUGCAAGACUCAUUAGGAGGAGAUUCAAAAGCACUCAUGUUUGUACAGAUCAGUCCUAAUGAAAACGAUUUAAGUGAGACAAUUUGCUCUCUUAAUUUUGCUAGUAGAGUAAGAGGAAUAGAAUUGGGCCCUGCAAGAAAGCAUUUGGACACUGUUGAGCUUUUGAGACACAAACAAAUUGCUGAUAAAGUUAAACAAGAGAUAAAGAUGAAGGAUAUGCAAAUCAAGAAGAUGGAGGAAACAAUCCAUGGAUUAGAGUCCAAGAUGAAGGAAAGAGAUAUCAGAAACAAAAAUCUGCAAGAGAAGGUCAAGGAACUGGAAUCACAGCUUCUGAUUGAAAGAAAGUUGGCACGUCAACAUGUAGACUCAAAGAUAGCUGAGCAGCACCAAAUGAAACAUCAAGAAGAGCAAAAUAAUGCACUUAUGAGAUCAGCACUCGCAAGUCGACCUCUAGGAAGUCUCAAGAAUUUCAAUGAUUCAGUGAGUGGUGGAUGGUGCAAAGACCAACAAAUUAAUUCUGCUAAACCACUCACAGAAAGCAACCUCAUUAAACCUUUUAUGCCCUUUGCUACGAUGGAGAGCUCCAUCAAGUGCAUUGACCAUGCUGAGAAAGAAAACAAUCCUGACAUGGCUGAAAAAGCCCUACUGCCAAAGAGGCCUGGAAGAGCUUCUUCCAUCUGCAUGAUGGCACCACGUGUUCCUUCAGCUAUUGCUUCAAGGAGAAACUCUCUGAUUCCACUCCCAAGUAUUCCUAGCUUAACACAGUUCCAAUCACCACUGUUACCAAAUUUAACAAACCAAGUUGACCAGAAAGAUGUCAUUGGGGAAGUAGAAACAAACUGUGUUCCUGCACAGACUCAUUGUGAGAGUCCCAAAGAAGUUAGAAUUGGCGCUAAGAGGAUAGGUAGCAUACUAAGAAGAAGCCUUCAUAAGAAAAUCCAAGUGAAGUCUCCACUUCAUCAGCACAUGAGGAAGGUUGGUGUAAAUGUUGGGAUGGAGAAAGUUAGAGUUUCCAUUGGAAGUAGGGGUAGAUUGGCACCAAGGGGGCAAGUAGGUUGUAGAAAAGGAGGAACUAGAGAUAUUCAACAAAAGAACAGUCAAAAGGAAAAGGAAAGGGGGUGGAUCUGAAAGUUGUAUUGAUUUAGAUUUUUUAUUUUCUUUUAUUCUUUUGUGAUGUGUGGAUA
Vigna umbellata (rice bean) is the source of this 3372-nucleotide messenger RNA. Its product is annotated as Di-glucose binding protein with Kinesin motor domain-containing protein. Gene Ontology annotation, biological process: microtubule-based movement. Gene Ontology annotation, cellular component: microtubule cytoskeleton. The record is from RefSeq and is a predicted model, not a curated record. Lineage: Eukaryota; Viridiplantae; Streptophyta; Magnoliopsida; Fabales; Fabaceae. Gene Ontology annotation, molecular function: microtubule motor activity; microtubule binding; ATP binding.